Daktulosphaira vitifoliae (grape phylloxera) is the source of this 1084-nucleotide messenger RNA. RefSeq names its product probable elongation factor 1-delta (gene eEF1delta). Gene Ontology annotation, biological process: translational elongation. Gene Ontology annotation, cellular component: cytosol; eukaryotic translation elongation factor 1 complex. The transcript is spliced from 11 exons. Gene Ontology annotation, molecular function: translation elongation factor activity; guanyl-nucleotide exchange factor activity. Bases 149 to 1000 code for a protein of 283 amino acids. Lineage: Eukaryota; Metazoa; Arthropoda; Insecta; Hemiptera; Phylloxeridae. The record is from RefSeq and is a predicted model, not a curated record.
AUAUAAAAUUAAAAAAUUAUUAACACCGGAUUCGUUCCCAACUUCUUCCUUUCAAAUUCUUUUAACUUCUAAAACGUGUCUUUUUCGUGAAAAUCUUAAAAAUUUAUUAUUUUUAAAGACUUACGUCGUUAAAAAUAUUUCAAAGAAAAUGUCUGUGGAGCAUCUAGUCCAAGAAAAUGUUUGGCUUGACAAGUCUAAAUAUUCUGAUGCAGAACGUAUAUACCAUGAAAAGCAAGCUCAGAAUACCUGUCAAGUCCCGGGAAAGAAAGUGUUGUUAGCAGAAAUUGAAAAAGCACGUCAAAUUUUACACGACAAAGUUCAAAAUGUAAAUGAACUUGAAUCAUCUAAUAUUUGUCCAAGUAAUCAAACAAACAAUGCUAUUGCUGAGUUGAAAAAUGCUUUUAAAAACUUGGAAAUUCGGGUUAGUGUAUUAGAAGGAAAAACACCUUGUAAUACCUUGUCAAAUUCAAAUUCAUUAAACCAAGAUAUUCUACAGUUGCAAAAUUUAUUGAAACAACUAGAAACCCGAGUCACUACAUUAGAAGCUAAUAAAUCAUCUACUACCAUGAUUAAAAAUAAAGAAUCUCCAAAAAAAGUUGAAAAAGAUGACGAUGAUGAUGAUGUUGAUCUAUUUGCAUCAGAAUCCGAAGAAGAAAGUGAAGAAGCUGCUAAAAUCAAAGCACAGCGUGUAGCUGAAUAUGCUGCAAGGAAGUCUAAGAAACCAACUCUUGUUGCGAAGUCUAAUAUAAUAUUGGAUGUAAAACCAUGGGAUGACGAAACUGAUAUGAAAGAAUUAGAAAAGGAAGUUCGCAAGGUGACAACAGAUGGAUUAUUAUGGGGAGCAUCAAAACUUGUACCUUUAGCUUAUGGAAUACAUAAGCUUCAAAUCAGUUGUGUUGUGGAAGAUGAAAAAGUCUCAAUUGAUUGGUUACAAGAAACAUUGCAAGAAAUUGAAGAUUAUGUUCAAAGUGUAGAUAUUGCUGCGUUUAAUAAAAUCUAAACAAUCAUAUACCCAAAUAAUGUAUAAAUUAACCAUCAUUAAAAAUAAAUUAUAAUUUUAAUAAAAAAAAAUGUAUUUUGUGUA